Amorphotheca resinae ATCC 22711 is the source of this 855-nucleotide messenger RNA. RefSeq lists its product as hypothetical. The record is from RefSeq and is a predicted model, not a curated record. The transcript has 4 exons. NCBI's taxonomy places the organism in Eukaryota, Fungi, Ascomycota, Leotiomycetes, Helotiales, Amorphothecaceae. Gene Ontology annotation, cellular component: membrane. The coding region runs from base 1 to 855 and encodes 284 amino acids.
AUGUCUCGUCUUUCAAAGCUUGUCGCCUUCGGCGGCCCCCUCUUAUUGGUCUUGCUCACAGUCAUCGCGGGCUACGCCUAUUCCCAGAACCGCUUCCUCUCGCUGCCGAUCCCCGAAGCCCUGGGUCUGUUCACCAUCGUGUUGCCCCUCAUCACCGGCCUCUCGAUACAAGGUGCCCACAGCGUGAUACGACGUUCGUCGAAGCGCCACCCACCGCGGCUCACGCUCCCCCUUCUCGCUAUCAUUGGUUUCCAGUUGAUAUACGACACUGUCAUUGCGACCCUUGCAUUGACGCACAUCCUCCCCCCAUCGGCCCUGCAGUGCGAUCUGAAUACACAGUGGCAGAAACUUUACACCGGCAAGGACGAGAAGGCGAUCCGAGCCGUUCAGGACAGCUUCCAGUGCUGUGGUCUUAAUAGCGUCAAGGAUCGGGCAUGGCCGUUCGUGGAGCAGAAGCCAUCGCCCUGCGCCGCCGUAUUCGGGAGGGAUAAAAGCUGUUUAGGGGAUUGGAGGAAGGCAGAGCAGGUUGGUGCGGGGCUGUUCCUGCUCGUCGCGAUCGUUGUGUUCGUCAUGAAGGUCCUGUCGAUGAUUUCUCUCCUGACCGGCUCUCCUUGGAAUCGGGCAACAUGGACUUCUCCGUUCCAUCGUACAGCGAUUGGGGAUGAUGCGGAUAUACAACAGGACGACAGAGCGACUACGAGGAGGUUAAUCGAGGAAGGAGAUGGUGGGGAAGAGUAUCACGAUGAGCCUACAGGUUUGGCAAUUGAAGGGCCGAAUGGCGAUGCGCAGAAUCAGAGCCCAAGGGUUGAGCCGUCCCCGCUGAUCAAUACCAAUAAUGAAUGGCGGGAUGAUUGA